GGUCGGCGUCGAUUUACGCAGUCGUUGGUGCCGGGGACUUCGCGUUUCCCUUCUACGUGGGCGGCAGUUUUUAUUUUUCCAUGUCCGGUGUGCCUCCAUUGCAAAAAGCAUAAUAAUAGAGGAGGAACCACCUGGUUUACGGAGAGCUUGUCUGCCUUCUCUGACAGCCGAAACGGGGAGACGGUGGGCAGCGCAGCCGGACAGCCGUGUUUUUUUUUUCCUUCUUUGAUUGCUGCAAACACGAGAUCACUGUCUGCGGUGGUAUCAUUCGUUGAUCGUUUGCCUGUUUCUGUUGUUGAUCGGCGCGCCCAGUUGAAAUCGAAACGACAGCGCCGAAUCUCAACCAGGAGUACGUCGCAACCGUAGAUUUGGCGCUCAUAGAAGAAGUGUAUAGAAAUGGUAGAUAGUUAGAGAGAGUGAGACAUCUCCCUCCCCCCCCCCCUCAUCUGUGUCACGAAGACGAACAUGGCAUCUGCUGGCGCUGCAUCAUCGUCGUCAUCGCUGCCCCUCUCAGGCGUGCGCGUCCUCCUGCACAUCCGCAAUGCACCCGCAGGAGACACAAAGGGCACAAGCAGCCCCUCUGCAAAGGUGCUCGUAAAGACUCUCCGAGCGCAGGCGCAGCAACUAGGUGCCAGUCUCGCCUUAAGCGACGCCGCUGCCGAUCUUGUUGUCUUCCAUCACGGGAGCCCCGCCUUUCUCAACGCACUGCAUGCGAAGUACAAGGCAGUGGUCAGUCCCGCCUACCUCGCCGCCUGCCUCGGGGCGUCGCAGCGGGUAAACAUUGCACCAUAUGUCGUGGCUGCACAGGAGGAACAACCCGCAGCCGCCACACUCAUCAUGCGGUCGCCCAGAGGGCGGAGUGGGCCGACGCGGACGUCCGCCUCGACCCCUUCGCGGAAGUCCGCAGCUGCGCUCUCGAACACGGCGGACCCGCUAAGCCCCGCCUCGGGGGCGUCUCCCUCGUCACGCGUCAUCCGUCGAGCAUCGAGGGAAGGGAAAGACGCUGCACGCACCAGCGAGGGGGUGUCUGCCGGCUCCAUCGUGCCCCCGCCACCACGUCGACUGCUGCUUCUCCUCGAUGAGGAGGUGGAUGAAAGGAAGGAGAAUGAAGACGUGGCGGCUGUGAAGGACAACUGCCCCCACUCAACGGCAGGGACGUUGCCAAUGCAUGUGCUCCGCGCAGAAGCGCUUUACACCACAUCUGAGUCCCCCGCCAGCUCCCCUGAAAAGCACCUCCACAGCAAUAAAGGCGGGGCAGAGCAUCUGGAACGGCAAGAGACGACUCCUGUACAGCCCCGACACGGCAGCCUGAACAACACACCCUCUCCCGCUACCCCAACGCUGACACCGUCCAACCGACGCGGCACCCUCUCGCCUUCAUCGUCUCUCGUCGCUACGCAGGAGAUGGCGCUACCUGUUGCUAGUUCAAGCCACCAGCACCAGCAGAAAGAAUGGGAGGAGGAGGAGUCCAUACGGCAUGCCGUGUUGUGCUCCACCGCAGCGGCGGCGGUUACCCGACGGCGCGGUCAGCCCCCUCGUCCUGCUGCUAAGACCUCCGUUACACUGUCUGAACAUGCUAAAACAAGUGGGCAAGAUCAGACCCAGGACGGUGGCCGAAGUCCUCUUCUAAUGGACGAGUUUCGCAUCACUCCAUCCAUCAAGAAAGUCAAGUCGCAUGCGGCUGACCCGUUCCUCUACUCCGCCACCAGCACCCAACAGCCACAGCAACAGCCACAGCAGCAACAGCCGUCCGCAUCGUCUCUCAACAUCUCCUACAGCGACCUCAGCAGUAUGGCCGUCACGCAGCCACUCGCCACACUGGAUCCGUCGAAUGAGGAGUCUUCCCUGUCACGCCCUUCUUCAAAGCAGUUAAAGCGUGCUCGUGGAUCGGCGAAAGAAAGCGGAGCUCAUCCGCAAGUCCAAAACAGGGUUUUGGAAAGGCUUCCACGAACUAAGAAAUGCAAGUCGGAAGCGCCGGAGCUGCCAUCGUCAACGUCGACACCAUUGUCACCGUCAUCAGCACGACGUCGCCGCCGCGGCUCGCACCUCACAAAGGCAAAGGCAGGCAAAGAAACUCUUACGUGGGAGCAGCAAUCCCUCUGCCGCGGUCCCGCGGAGCCGCCCCUCUCCAUGGCCUUCAGCGACGCCGUCCUCCUUCAGCGCCUCUCCGACAGCGACGCAGCGGACGUGUGCGUGCGUUUUUUCAUCGACGCGGACGACGACGACGACGACAACGGCACUUUCGAGCCGCCGCUGUCGGCCGCCGCGGCGGAGUUUGCUCUCCUCCGAGACGUCGUGGAGCAGCUCGGCGCCACGACGGUGGGCGACAGCGAUUCGCUGUGGUUUGGUGGCUCUGCUCGGCCCCACCAUGGCAGUCACGGCGGCGCAUGGAACGGGCCCCGGAGAAAAGCAACCCACCUCGUCGUCGGCCCGCACACCGCUCUCACGCCGGAUAUUCUGUACUUCAAAGCGCUGGGGAUUCCAAUUGUGACGCCGCAGUGGGUGUACGACGCCGUUGCCAUUGGCGCCUUUCCAGUUGUGGUGCCGCGCCUACAUGCCCAUCCGUUUUUCGGUGACCUCGUCACGGCCGUCCACGCACGUAGCGCGAAGGCAGCGGACGAGACGGCGGAGCUGCAAUUGGUAGUUGGCGCUGACCUGCUCGGUGACGACGACGGCAUUACCGUGCGUCGGCUGUCGAAACAGUCGCCGCGCUCAACGACGAGUGACGCUGCGUUUUGCGCUGCUGCGGCGGUCGAGUCGUCGUCGGUGGUCUCUCCUGCGAGUCUGUCCUCCACACUUCGUCAGCUGCACAAGGAGGUGGCGGACGAGUACGUGCCGGCCGGGGAGCUGGCCAAGCGGCCGUACUACCGCCCCAUCUUCCAAGACCGCAUGUUCUACCUCUACGUCCCACCCAUCGAUCUCGCAUCGUUCGCCGCCGCACCACCGGCGCAGCGCCGUCAGCAGCGGAGAGGAGCGAGUUGCAGCUACUUAGGAGACGUCACGGCAGCGCUGGAGCAGGCGACGCAGCUGAUACGACUGCUCGGUGGGACCGUCACGCGCAACAUCGCCAGCACUUUUCUGGACGUGGUCAUCGACCUCACCGGGUUCUACGAGAGCACGGUUGAGGCGGGACGGCAACAGCAAAAGCAGCUGCAGCAUCGCACGCUUCGGGAGUCUCUUACCUGUGCCUACCACGACGCACUGCAGCGGCUUUCCGAGAUGCCGGCAGCGGAUGCGGACACAGUGAUGUGUGCGACGAAGACCAUCACGGAUGCACCGCCCAUUGUGGGCAUCUCGUGGCUGCUGUAUUCGAUACUUCAACGCGAGCUAACCGAUGCGGCACCCUUUGUCCUUCCAUCACACCCCCUCUCUGCGCAGCUAGCGGCUGUGCACGAGUCUACGGUGAAGCAAGCUCAUGCACAAGUGGAAGAGGAAGUGAAGGAGAAGGCAACAGCAAGUCCAGACGUGAGCGAGUCAGAGGAUCACGUGGCGGAUGCUGCGGUUGUGCACACCCCUGCGAGAAGGUUCAUCCCGACCCCCACGUUCUCUGCGAGUUCCUCCUCCUCCCCCUCCUCGCUAGGGCCGCUGCCGCCCCCUCUGGCCUCGGGGCUCGCGGCGGACGAUUCCCACCUCGCCCACGGCACGCAGGAGCCAACGUCCGCGUCUCCUUGGCCUGCGGUGGAUGUGGCGAAGCCGCACCUGAAGCGCACGCAGGGACCGCCCGAGGCGCAGAAGCACUCGCCGCAACAGCCGGACACGCAAGAGAUCGCUGCGCUGCUGAAAGGGGCGCGGCAAGAGUCCUCUUCUCCGCCAUGUCCUUCAGCGUCGUGGGUUGGAAACUCGCCUCCCAGUCCGCACUCACCCAAGAAAGACUUUCCGUCUGUGGCAUCGGCGGGGGAAAGGGACGAAGACCUAAGCCGCUGGGUCCACGUGGAGUACAGGCGACGAUGA
Molecule: messenger RNA, 3951 nt
Organism: Leptomonas pyrrhocoris
Lineage: Eukaryota; Euglenozoa; Kinetoplastea; Trypanosomatida; Trypanosomatidae
Exons: 1
Coding region: 466-3951 (1161 amino acids)
Source: RefSeq, a predicted model, not a curated record